UAAGGAAAUUACGAUCAUAUUUAAUAAAGACAUAUUAAACUGUUUAUAUCACCCAUUAAUAUUGUAUCUUUGAGCUUGAUGGUAUAUAUACAGAAAGGCAUUCUAUUUUAUGUGAGAAUUAAAUAUCAGAAUAAUGGAUUUAGCUAUUUAUGAUCUUAACAAGACUUCUACUUAUUUUACCAAAGAUACUUAUAUAUGGCUGCCAGAUGAAAAAAAUGUAUGGAUAAGUGCAAUGAUAAUAAGUAUUGGCAUAAAUAAUAAUUUUAUGCUUAAAUUUGAAGAUGGAAGGGAAAAAUCGGUUAAAUUUGAUGCAGCUAAUCCACCUCAACUGAAGAACCCUGACAUUUUUAAAUCAGAAGAUGAUCUAACAUCCCUGAGCUUUCUCAAUGAGGCUUCAGUGCUGGACACCCUGAAGACUCGAUUUUGCCUGCACAAAAAAAUUUACACUUAUUGCGGAAUCGUUUUGGUAGCAUUAAAUCCGUACCAAGACAUACCUUCUCUGUACAGUGACGAAGCGAUCACCAUUUAUAAAUACUCGUACCAAUCUUCUUCCCAAUGUAAAACGUCUCUCGAUCCUCAUAUAUUUGCCGUCGCGCAAAAUUGUUUGACCCAAUUAUCUAAAUUCGACAAAGACCAGUCCAUUAUCAUAAGCGGUGAGAGUGGAGCUGGCAAAACUAUGACAGCGAAAUACGUUAUGAGAUACCUGGCUAAUACAUAUUCGAACGCUUUUAAUUCCAAUAGUUUGAGCAUAAAUCCUGCUAAUUUUUACAGAGGCGACAGUAGGAAAUACGUAAACGCGCCUUCUAAAAAUAAAAAAACGACGGAAUGCGAGGAAAACGACGAGGAUUUCUGUAUAGAAAAGCAGGCUCUAUCGUCAAAUCCUAUCAUGGAAGCAUUGGGUAACGCUAAAACCCUGAGAAAUGACAAUAGUAGCCGGUUCGGAAAAUAUCUCCAAAUCUAUUUUUCCCCACGCUCUUAUAGUAAUAUGAAUAGCAAAUCUCUUGACCACAAAAGGCCCAAGUUAGACGUUACUGGACAAGAUUUGAAUAAAGCCAGGGAUGACGAUAGUUUUGAAGGUGUUAAAAUCAGCGGGGCUAAAAUGAAAACUUACUUGCUCGAAAAGUCUAGGGUGAUUUCGCAAGCAGACGGUGAAAGAAAUUUCCAUAUAUUUUAUCAACUUUGUUCCCUUUACCCGGCUAAGGAGAAUGAUGGUGCUACUGUCAGAGGACCGAACUGGUUCAUGGGGAAAGAUAUUUUGUUAGAAUUAAAAUUAGGCCCCUCAAAAAUGUUCAAAUACUUGAAUUACGGUCGAUCUGCAAACAUACAAGGCGUGAAUGAUUGUAGCAUGUUUCUAGAAACAACCAAGGCUUUUACAUUAAUGGGUUUUAAGAAAGAAGUUCAAUGCGAUAUAUUUAGGAUUCUGGCGGCCAUUUUACACUUGGGUAAUUUGGACAUGGUUAACUUGUGCAAAUACGCCACUCAGACUUUUUCUAUCUCAAACGCUAAGCGUUUUGAUUCGACAGGUAGAAAAGUCAUAAUGAAUACCGAUGAUACGAAUUUGAAUGAAAAAAAUUUGGUCGAUGCUUUGAAUACAAUUUGUUCACUAUUGGGAGGUAUAAAUGUGGAUGAAUUAAUUAAAUCACUUUGUAUUAGAAGGAUAGAAGCUGGAGGAGGUCCAGGAGGGAACGUCGGGCAGCGAGAUGCCAGAGAAGUGAUAUAUUCAUUUUCUACCUCUAGCAAAGCCGAAGGGGUCAGGGAUAGCUUUUCGAAAGAUCUUUACCUAAAAAUGUUUAAUUUGGUGGUCAAAUUUAUUAAUGAAGAGCUUUCUCAUAAAAAUGAAGGCGCGGAAAAUCUUUGGAAAGGCAAGGCUUAUGAAAGGAGCGAGGAAUCAUUUGAGAACACCCAGGAUAACGUUUAUUGUAGAAGUGAUAAAUAUGCAGAGAAUGGAACUGAUUCAGCCUAUUCUAGCUUAAAAUCAAAUCGGCGACCCGAGUAUACUGACAGCUUAUCUCGUAUGCUGAGUGAUCAUAGGAAGUUCAUUGGUUUGCUGGACAUAUACGGCUUCGAAAAAUUUGACCGGAACAAUUUUGAGCAGUUAUGCAUUAACUACGCUAACGAAAAACUACAACAACACUUCAAUGGGCAUAUUUUUAAACUAGAGCAACAGGAGUAUAUCGCCGAGGGCCUUCAAUGGACUUUGGUACAAUUUCGCGACAAUCAAGCCUGCAUAGAUUUAAUAGAAGGGAGAUUGGGAAUCUUGGAUCUCCUCAAUGAAGAAUGCAUGGUGCCCAACGGGUCAGACGAAGGCUUUUGCCAAAAGCUCUACAAACAACACAACGUCAACAAUCCCUCCAAAAAAUUCAUCGAUAACUCCAAUAAUAAUUUCUUCAAAAAACCCAAAUUUGGCGAGGUAUCAUUCAUCGUGUGCCAUUCCUGUGAAGAUAUAGAGUACAAUGUUAAUGGCUUUUGCAAUAAAAAUCAAGAUAAAUUUUCAACAAUGGACGAUCUUACAAUAGCCAAUUUGUUUAACAAUAGCAAGAAUUUUGUUGUUGAUGAAAUGUUCAAGCCAGAAGCUUUGAACGGUACUGAUAUUAAUACCGGCAUAACAUAUAAUGGUACACUCAAGAAAAAUUCACAAGCCAAAUACAAAUUAACCGUCAGUUCUCAGUUCAGGGACUCCUUGAAAGACCUUAUGCUAAUUUUAAAGGCUUCAUCGCCCCAUUACGUUAGGUGUAUCAAAACGAACGAUCAUAAAUCGCCAUUUGACCUCGAUGCCAGGAGAACGGUUCAACAACUUCGGGCUUGCGGUAUACUCGAGACCAUUAAAAUUAGCGCAGCUGGUUAUCCUUCAAGAUGGUCGCUCGGGGAUUUUUAUAAGCGUUACCACGUACUAGUCACGUCCAAAGAGAUCAAAAAAAUGGAUCAAAAAGAAGCUAGUCUAUACAUACUUCAAAAAAUAUUCCUAGACGAAAAAGAUCAAAAAAAGAAUGGCUUGGAUGAUGAUAAAAGCGCGAAAUACAAAAUGGGCAAAACAAAGGUUUUUUUUCGUUCCAAUUGCGUGGCUUUCCUGGAACGAUGCCUACAUAUCCGUAAAACGGAAGCAGUUACCUGCCUCCAAAAAAACAUAAGGGCAUUUUGUCAGCGAACUCGGUAUCGCCUAAUUCUACAUACCGUCCAACUUUUGCAACGUAUGGCUAGAGGAUAUUUGGCCAGGAAAAAAUUUGUGGAGUUAAAAAGAUGCAAAUGUGUCACGAAGAUUCAGGCAGCAUGGAGAUGCUACGCUACUCGGAAAUCUUUCUUAAAGCGCAAAAGAUGCGCCAUCACCAUUCAAUCGUACAUAAGACGUUAUCUGGCCUGGAAAUUGUUUAUAAAGUUACAAAAACACAAAUGGUCUGUCAUAGUUCAAAAACAAUAUAGGAUGUGGAUCUGUAGGAAAAAAUUCCUCGCUACUUGUGCUGCCGUGCUUUUGAUACAAUGCUGUUAUAGGAGAUUCGUGGCUAGGAGGGAACUGAAAAAAUUAAAAGCUGAAGCAAGUACUAUAACAUUUCAAAGAAACAUGAACAAAGGACUGGAAAAUAAAAUCAUUCAAUUACAAAUAAAAUUAGACAACGAAGUGAAAAAUUUUCGCUCUUUAGAGGAAAAUUAUCGAAAAUCACAAACCACCGUUAUAAAUUUUGAAACGCAAAAUUUAACGUUGAAAAUUCAGCUCAAAGAUACUCUUAGAGACUUGGAAACUUUAACUAAAUCUUACAAUGAUUUGAUUAAAGUUAAUAUGGAUCAAAAUAUUUUGAAGAGGGACAACAGCUUCAACUCCGCAUCUAUUCAAACAGAAAUGAAUAUGAAUGAUUUAGAAUCUAUAUUAAAGCAUCAAACAUUUACGGUAAAUACCCCGUCUACGAAAAUGAAGUCAACUGAAACAUCGGAAAUUCAUCGCGGACAUCUUAAUUUUGAUUCUUGUUAUCAAAUCCUUAACAACCAAAUAAAGCUUGCGGUCGAGCCUGUUGAUCAAGAAGGGAUGUCAAUCGGCAAGACACUCAAAGGAAUGGAUCUUUUAUUCUACACCUUCUUUGAAAAAUUAAACCCUUUUGAUCUCAUUUCCCCUAUUGACUCCGGCCAAAUUAAUCGAGAAAAUCCGGAAGACGAUAUUGAUUCUAAUGGCUCGUGGCUUCUUCCCGCUCGUGUGUUCAUUAUGUGUUUGAGGCACUGCGACGCGUGCAGGUGCGAGAGCAAAACAGAAGAAUUCAUGCAAACUUUAUUACUCCGUAUCAAAUCAGUCGUUCAUACGAAUCAUGAUUUAUCUUAUAAAGUAUUUUGGUUGGCUAAUAUGCACGAAUUUUACGAUCUCUUGCGAUUUUUUAGCCCAUUUGAAGGAGAUGAUAUUGACCAUGAAGAAUGCGAAAAAUUUGCUAACCUGGAUUUCGCGCGAUUCUUUCAACCAGUAUAUGAAUGUAUUGAAGAUUUGUAUCGCUCUAUAAUUUACAACAUCAUCAACAAAUUGUCGCAACUUAUAAUUCCUGCAAUACUGGAAAAUAGCAUUAUGAAUUCUCACUAUCGUAGCGGUAUUCACAAACUUAACCUGUCCGUCGAUUCAUCAGAUGCCAAUAAAUCUCGGUCUAAAGAUGACGUACCCUUAAAAAUUUUGAUUAAACAACUGGAAGAAUCUUGCGCCAUAUUUGAACGGUUGAAAUUGAACCGGGAACUGGUGAUACAAAUUUUUAAGCAAAUCUUUUACAUGAUCGGUGCCAUGGUCUUCAAUGUUAUCUUGCAAAACAAAAAUUAUUGCAAUUUUACCAAGGCAACGCAAAUAAGGUACAAUUUAAGUCAGUUGGAAACCUUUUGCCGCAAUAAUUCACUAUUGUGUAAAGGCAAUAUAAUUAGCGGGCUGGAACCUCUAAUGGCGGCUUCCCGAAUGAUUCAAUCCAGAAAAACUCUGGAUGAUUGCGAAUCGCUCUGCAAUAUAAGCGAGUCCCUCAGGCCUUGUCAAAUAAUUCAUUUACUCGUCUCUUACACACCGACGGAGGAAUAUGAACAAAGAGUCACGCCAGAACUCAUCGACGCUUGCAAAAUCAGACUUUCUCUCUCAUCCCUCCCUUUAAAGAUUAACUCCAAGUUUCAUAAUAAUCAAAGCUCAUCGGGGGGUUUAAUGGGUAGGAUGUUCAAAACCCUGUUUUUUAAUUCUUCAGCCUCCGCUUCCCUAGUUAAUAAUAACCCGGCGGAUACAUUACAUAACCGCAAAAGUCAUUCGAUUCUAACGGAGUCCUUUAAUUUAGAUGUAGUAGUGGCCACGAAUGAUAGCGAGAGUAAUAAUAACAAAGAAAGGAGAAAAGGUAGUGUUAAAGAUGAUCUCUAUUGUGACAUUUACCAUUUUCAUCCCCUAAACUUACCUCUCUGCUCCGAUAGUAAUGACAGUCAGAAGCGUAUCUUAAAAGUUGGGUUGGAGAACCUAAGGAUACCGGACCAGCUCUUGGGCAUGAGAUUUGCACAAACUUAAACAGAAUUUCUAAGCUCACCACUUUUCAGCACAAAAUUUUACCCUACUCAAGUUGCUUAUUCUAUCUCCUUCAUUUAUUUCGUAGGAAAUAAAUUAAUGAUUAGAGAAGUUACAAAAAACGUUCAGUCUGGUUUACUUCCAUGGUUUCUGCUAUCACUUUGAAAAUCACAAAAAAUUUGAGCUAUCAAAUUCAUAUAAACUAGAGAAAUUGCGAAUUUUAGACAAAUGCUUCCAUGCUGUACCUUCUAAAGAUGGUAAAAAUUAACACUCUCAUAUUUGAAUUUACCGAAAUUUUAUUCUAAAUCUACCAUUGCCAUCAAAAAAUAAAAAAUGACGAUUCUAUUGAUCCCCAAAACCUGGAAAAUUUUGAGAUAGUGGAACAAAUUUUGCAUUUCAUCAAGGAUAAAAGCGCCUCUCGAGAAAUAAACAUUUA
Molecule: messenger RNA, 5924 nt
Organism: Gordionus sp. m RMFG-2023
Lineage: Eukaryota; Metazoa; Nematomorpha; Gordioida; Chordodea; Parachordodidae
Product: unconventional myosin-Va-like
Exons: 34
Coding region: 134-5491 (1785 amino acids)
Biological process (GO): actin filament organization; vesicle transport along actin filament
Cellular component (GO): actin cytoskeleton; myosin complex; cytoplasm
Molecular function (GO): actin filament binding; microfilament motor activity; ATP binding
Source: RefSeq, a predicted model, not a curated record